CCCGUGUUUACUUCCGCUCACGCAAGGCAACGCACGGCUACAUUGAAGAAUGUUGAGGCGUCCCAAGCCGACAGAUUCGGAGGCUGACCUCCUGAGAGAACAGGAGAGUUUCCUUAAUUCCGGAGCGCCGUGUGCUGCAAGUGUGGUCCGUCGUCCUGACAAGAGAAGAGGACAGGCAGGAGCCCAGCAGGGGCUCGAACAUAAUGGAGAGAAUGGAUCAGAUCAGAGGGAUGUGGUCACAAUAGAAGAUCUUCCAGAUGACCUCCCAUCUCUGACACCAGCACCGGCUAAGAAGUCACGCUUUAAAAGCAGCCGGGUCACUUUCCAGGAUGAGGAUGCUGAGGAGACGCUGGACAGACAUGACACACACAUCAGUGCUGUUCUCUCCAGGAUAGUUGAGAGGGACACUAGUUCAGCUCCAAUAUGUUUGCCAGCUUUCACAAACAUGGCUUUCCCUAAAGUGCUACAUCGCUCUGCAGCCAACAUUCAGGCGGCAGGAUCCUCAUCUGGCACCAAAAAAAGCAUCUUUGCACGUCACAUUGAAGCUCAAAGAGCAGUGGAGAGGCAAUCGGCGAACUGUGGAGACACAUGCGGCACAUCUGCGGGACCUCAAGGGCUGAAUCUCCGUUCUGGGAGGAGCAUGGACAGAAAUCAGCCUGCUGUUGACUCAGUGCCUGCAUCUGGCUCCAGACCAUGGCUGGUGUCAGGUCAGGGUCUUCACGGUGUGGAUGGAUCAGGAGAGACCAUGAGGAUCCAUGAGGAGAACCAGGCAAAGCUCCAGGCGAUGUCUCCAGCUGAGAUUCUGGAGGAACAGAGGAAGCUCUUAACUCAGCUGGACCCCCGGCUGGUGGAGUUUGUAAGGUCCUGCAAGGCCAAGACUGUCCCGCCCUCCGUCUCCUCUUCUAGUCAGCCGGAGGGCAACAGCAGCACUAACAACACAGGCGCGUUGAUGGAUGAAUAUAAGGAAAUAGAGAUGAAAGGAGAAGAAGAAGAAGAGGAAGCAUCACCUUCACCUGUCUUGAUGGAGGAGGACCUGCCAGUGAAGCCCCAGAAACAGUGGGUCCACAUGGAUAAAAUGGAGCCGGAGAAGCUGGAGUGGAUGAGAGACUUGCCUCCACCGAGGAAGAAAGGAACCAAUAAGGCCAUGCAAGCUCGUUUUGACUUUAAAGGGACUUUGAUACCUCCUACCGAGGACCUGCCCACCCACCUGGGCCUGCAUCAUCAUGGCGAGGAACCCGAGCGAGCAGGUUACUCCCUUCAGGAACUCUUCUUGCUGUCUCGGAGCAAGGUCACCUCACAGCGGAGUCUCGCCCUCACAACUCUGGCUAGCGUCCUCUCGAAGGCCCGGGCCGGAGAAUAUCUGUCACUUCUGAGAGGCAGCGUGACAUCCACUCUGCUUGACGCUGGUCUGCUCUUCCUGCUGCGGUUUGCGUUAGACGAUGCUGUGGAGGGAGUGAUGUCUGCGGCCGUGCAUGCAGUGAAAGCACUGCUCGUGUGCGAGGAGGAUGAAGAGUGCUUGGAUUCCACUUUCUCGUGGUUUCGGGGGUUGGCUACAUUCCCCUUGCUCCCCUCAGCAGAGGAUGAGGAAGACGAGGAGGACGAAGGCCUGGAUCAAAGUUUAAAGGAGACGGCUAAGGAGAAGGAAGAAAGGAAGACGGAUCAUGAUGUCGCCAGACAGGAUGUUGUCAAGGGUUUGCUCAAGAUGAAGCUGCUCCCCAGGUUUCGCUACAUACUGGAGGUGCUUCGUCCGUCGCCUCCCGUCGUCCACGAUAUUAUGCUAGUUCUCACCCGAAUCGCCAGACACUCCCCUCUGUCUGCCACUCAGAUCCUGGACUGCCCACGUCUGAUUGAGACGGUGAUGAGCGAGUUUGUGCCGACGUCUUGGACGGCAGCGACAGUUUCCAGCCUGCAGCCUGUGUAUGGACACCCGCUGCCCAGCGCUGUGAAGCUUCUGCGAGUUCUCGCCACUUCAGGGAGACAUGUCUGUGCCAGGCUGUUGAACUCACAGGGUGCCGGCGAACGCCUCUGUUGUCUGCUGAGCGCUGAACCUAGCGAGCUGCUGCUGGAGCCCACAGAAGCUCUAAAAGUGACCACAGAGGCGUUCAGGCUGUGGGCCGUCGCCGCGGGAUACGGACAAGCCUGCGACAUUUACAUAGACUUGUAUCCAGCGCUAGUGAAGCAGCUGCAGUCAGCUCGACAGAUUCUCUCACCCUCGGACCCUCUGCUGCCCCUGCAGCUGCAGAAGAUCUUGGCCCUGCUCUCUUUCCUAACGCAGGUCACGCUCACAGCAGGUGUCCAUCAGGAGCUGCAUGCAAACCUGGUCAGGCAGGAAGAGGACGGCCCUCCACCUCCCCCUGUGACCUGGACUCAUGUUGCCGGGCUGCAGACCUCGCUACUUGGCCAUCUGAAAACCUUCAUCAAGAACCUUGAAGAUCCGAACCAGAGACUCACCAGCUUGACUCUGAUUCCGGCUUACCUGCUCUACUUGGAUGCCUAUUUUCGACAGCUGACUAAACAGAGUUGGUUCAAGCCUGUGGAAACUCUUCAGGAGCUGGAACAGCUGACAUCGGGUGUUCUGCUUCCCUUGAUGUCCCAUCAUGUGGUUCAAGACGAAAUAAAGAACCUGAAGUCAUCUUCAUUAGUCUGCACCGACCAGUCGAGUCACCAGGGGCCUGAGACUCUUCCCAGCCUCCCUGCUUUGGCCAGCGCUGGGUGGAAGGAUCGUCCCGGACCACAUCGCCUGAACUCUCCCAUCCCUCUUUUCACUGCGUUUGGGCUCCUCCUGGAAACGGUCACAAACGUUCAUAAAGGGCUCAGUUGCAAAUUUGCUGGUUUCCUCUUGGCUGAGCCAGUGAUUUGUUAUCUGAGGUGUUGCAGUCAGGCCUCGCCCAAACUGUCCCACACCAACGCCUGGUUUCUACGUCACGAGCAUCACCUCCUAUACGUGCUGCUGCAGAUGGCUCACAAACUGAUUCCAGUCGACCAAGAAGUAGCGAAGCUUGCCUCCCUCUACCACCAGAUGGCGCUAGUUCUUUUAACAUGGCUGCUGCCCGGCAGCGAGUACCUGGCGUACGAGCUUCUCUCCACAGUCGUCUUCAGUAAAGACUUUCUGGCGGAGGGUCACAGUGGUGGGCCGGAGGCUGUGGAGCUCGGGGAGCUGAAGCUGAACCAGGACCACCAGCCCAGUCUGCAGACGGUGGGAUCUUUGCUGAGAGAAGCAGUGGUGCAACUGCCGUCCAUCAGAGGCUGCUUCCUCACUCAGCUGGCCCACCUGGAGCCUUCGGUGCUGGUGUCUAAGGAGGCUCUUCUGGGUCGUAACCCCUGGAUCAAGUCUCAGCUCCUCCCGGAGCUCAGUGGCCCAGCUCUGCCGGCCGAUUGGCCGUUCCUCCCCCUGGUUCGUCUGUAUGAGCGGACUGGGGUGUCGGAUGGUGGAGGACUGGCGGUGGAGGAGCUCCCACCUGGGGCCCUUCAGACAGUAACCCACUGUCUCCAGUGGAUACUGCUGCUGGAGGUCUGGCGAGAAGAAGCCUUAAAGGUGAUCCCCCCAGUUGCAAAGCUAGCCCGUUUGUCCUGUGUGUUUCUGUGCUCCAGUGACUUGUUCUUGGAGCGACCAGUUCAGAAGCUGACCUGGGGCCUCUUCCGGCUGCUCACCAGAAGUUCACGGCUGGACUCGUUGGACCUGAGCAUCCCACCACCUGGUUUAGCCUCCUUCCAAGACCUGUACUGCGCUCUCCUGGCUCAGUAUGAAGCCGUGUCUUUUGGAGAUCGCUUGUUUGGUUGCUGGCUUCUCCUGCCUCUGCAGAGGAGGUACAGCGCCACCAUGAGGCUGGCUGCCUUUGGAGAACACGUGGGGAUGCUGAGGUCUUUAGGAGUAACUCUUGAACAGCUCUCCAUCCCCAUCGAGCGAUUCACGUCUCCCCCUGAAGACUCCCUCCCUCUGCUCCGUCUCUACUUCCGCUCUCUGGUGACUGGAGCUCUGAGGGCUUGCUGGUGUCCUGUCUUGUACGCAGUAGCUGUGUGUCACGUCAACACUUUCAUCUUCUCUCAAGAUGCUGCCGCCCAGGAGGUUGAAGCUGCUCGACACAGUAUGCUGCGCAAGAUUUACCACCUGACCGAUGAGGUGUUGAAGAGUCACCUGCUUCUGUUCCGCCUGCCACAGCAGAAGUCAGAUUUGGGAUUCGACAUGUACGAUGAGUUGCCUCCUAUUCGAGCCAAACAUCUGCGUACAGUGGUGGUCCAGGCGGUGAAAGAAGACCAGGGAAAUAGCUGAAAAAUAGGGACUGACCCAAACACUGCUGCCUGAGAGACAGAAGAAGAAGAAGAAGAAGAAGAAGCACCAUCGUGCUGGUAAGGAAGCAGCUGCGAAUCCAGAACGUCUGGUCUGGAAUUUUUUCUUUCCGAUAUGCUUUUUUGGAUCACGCCCUGUUUGGGAAACUACCCAGCGGUGUUAAAUUUAGAGAAUGAAUCAUGGUUGGACUCUCUAGCUCUGCAACAAAGGGUCAUGGUUCUUCGUGUCAGUCCAGUCUGCUGACAUGUGAUGCAAGUGCCUGUAUUCGCUGUUAAAACAUAAAAUCCCGUUUUUUUACACUGGUGCCAAGACUGAAUCAAAUGAUUCUGCUCUCAUUCAAACCACUUUGUGUAUUCAAAGAUAUUUUUAAAAGCUUGUUCAUCACGAUGUGAAGCAGAGCCAAAGUUGGAUUGGCAAAGUUGGAUCACAAGCGGCUUUGUAAAUGCAGUGAAAGCAUCACACAGCAAAGUAAAUUGUGAAUAUAGCACUUGUGAAUAAUCCUCGCCAAUUCAUGUGGACUAACACACUCACUUGUGACUGGGGCAUGGGCACGAUCUCUUUUUUUUUUUUUUAAAGAAGGCAUUUCAUUUCCUUAUGUUUGGAAGAGAGGCUUGCAUGGUCGACCGGUUUGGUGAAGCCUUCUCAACUGGAGGGUCGCGACCCAAAAGUGGGUCAUGAAGCUUCGACUACUGGGGCAAAAAAUAAUCUUCAUUUUGAACAUCUCACACAGCACCCGACAUGGUUGUUAUCCUUCCAUUGAGUGGCUGUUUUGGUCACACUGAUCAUGUGGGCCAGCUGGUCCUUGGUCCAGUGCACGCCAUGGUCAUGUGACCAGGGAAACUUUGAUGUUGGCUUACGUGACCUUGACUCAUGAUAGCAAUGGUAAAUGUUUUGUUCUGAGCGGCACACUGGCCCCUAUAGAUCAGCUAAUGUGCCCUAUAAAAAAAUUGCAAUUCUAUUGACGGAUAACAUCCAUGCAGAGGCACAGAAAAUCUAUGGACAAGUGAAGUCUUCUGACAGGAGACGUGUCUGUGUGACUGGGCAUUUCCGUCUCUGUGGCCUGCAUCACAUAGCUCUGCCCUAGUGACGGCACAGUAUCAACCACUUGCGAUGUGAAGAAUGAAGUGGUAGCAUGAAAGGAUGUCACCAAACUUGUAAAUUACAUUAAAGGUUUUUCAAAAGCUGUUGGAUUUUCUUUAGAGCGUUGACCUCUACGCCCACCAAUUGUAUUCAAUUCUGUCUGGAAAAUAAAGUCUUUUUUUUUUGGCCACAAGUUGUCAUUGAGUGGUAAUAGUGGAUCUCAAAAGCCAGUGGUUUAACCCUCAACCACCGGGCCACAGCCCAGAAUCAACCGUGUUGCCGUGCCGCACAGAAAGAAUGGUCUCUGGUGGUGUCUGAACGGUGUUUUAUUUUGAUAAAUGACUGGAUGUUCUCCGGCACAACCUUCGCCUGUGCCUCUUGACAUGCUGGUUUUCCUCUCUUGGUCACGCUAGUCAAAAGAAUAAAGCCUCAAAGUAAAGAAAAACUGGAUGGAACCUUGACCCUGGAGGAUCAGAAAAGGAUGUUUCCAGGUGCCGAAAUAUUUUGGUUUUUCUCACCAUCCAUGUCCUCAAAAAAGGGUGCCAAGUUGGGGUUACCUGGGCAGCUCAGUGUCUCCCAUCAGAGUCACAAGCCCAGAGCUCCCGCUGAGUCAGCGUUAUGGUAAGUUGUGUUGUGUUCUCAUGAUGGCCGUGUUAUUUUAGUAUAUUCUGUCACUCCUGGAGAAACUGGUCCGUGAAAAACUGGUCUGUGAAAAUAAUGCGCUAAAAAUGUCAUGACAUCUGGAUCAAAGCCAUUGAAUAAAGUGAUUGAAUGGCAAUGGAAAGGUUGAACAAGUCGAAUGUGAACCACGUUUUGGCUUAAAAAGUUACUUCAGUGCCGUGACGGAUGAUAUCCAAGCGUGAAUCCGAUUAUGUUGCGGUGCCGGUGCAAAGAUGCAAAAACCAUCUGGGUUCUGGAAAUGAAUGCCGACACAUUAACCAAGUGGUCUUGCCCAUAAAGCCCAUGAAACAGAUGCAUUUUAAGUCUAGUGAAGUAUGCUUUAGAGCAGUAGCAGAUUUAGUAUUUUACUCUUGAUCUCUGACCCCCUUGUUUCUUUGCUUGUAAGCAGACAGGUUCAUGUUUUUAAACAAUGCAAAACUCGCCUCAUAAAACUGCUAUUUUUU
This is a messenger RNA of Synchiropus splendidus (mandarinfish), 6492 nucleotides long. It is a transcript of the gene rpap1, whose product is annotated as RNA polymerase II associated protein 1. The coding region runs from base 50 to 4270 and encodes 1406 amino acids. The transcript has 26 exons. The record is from RefSeq and is a predicted model, not a curated record. Gene Ontology annotation, cellular component: nucleus. Lineage: Eukaryota; Metazoa; Chordata; Actinopteri; Syngnathiformes; Callionymidae. Gene Ontology annotation, biological process: transcription by RNA polymerase II.